Alternaria postmessia is the source of this 423-nucleotide messenger RNA. RefSeq lists its product as uncharacterized. The transcript has a single exon. Lineage: Eukaryota; Fungi; Ascomycota; Dothideomycetes; Pleosporales; Pleosporaceae. The record is from RefSeq and is a predicted model, not a curated record. The annotation marks the transcript as partial.
GGUAACGCUCAGAACAACAUGGCUCAGGGUCCGGGACCCGCUACGCCAGCACAACCCAUACCAGAGAAUGAGGAAAUGCUCGAAGCAUCAGACUCCGACACUGAGGACGAUCCCAGUGCUCGAGAGGUUAGGAAUCUUAGGCGACAGGCCCAUGUCCAGGCACAGCAGAUGGCUGCCAUGAUGGACAUGAUCAAUCAGCUUUCGAACCAGCUGAUGGCCACUCCCAACGAAAGACCCGUUGCUACUAGGAAGCCCAAGAUAGCGGCACCCGAGAAGUUCGGAGGAGACCGAGAAAAGUUACGAACAUUCCUCACCCACACCGACCUAUACUGCGAAUACAACGAGGUCCCCACCGAUCAAGAGAAAAUCCUCAUGGCCAGUACAUACAUGAAGGAUAGAGCCUCCAACUGGAUGCAACCCUAC